Rosa chinensis is the source of this 2288-nucleotide messenger RNA. RefSeq lists its product as uncharacterized. The record is from RefSeq and is a predicted model, not a curated record. Gene Ontology annotation, molecular function: ubiquitin protein ligase activity; ubiquitin conjugating enzyme binding; zinc ion binding. The coding region runs from base 107 to 2140 and encodes 677 amino acids. The transcript has 3 exons. Gene Ontology annotation, biological process: ubiquitin-dependent protein catabolic process; positive regulation of proteasomal ubiquitin-dependent protein catabolic process; protein polyubiquitination. Lineage: Eukaryota; Viridiplantae; Streptophyta; Magnoliopsida; Rosales; Rosaceae. Gene Ontology annotation, cellular component: cytoplasm; ubiquitin ligase complex.
CAUAGAAAUUCCACUUUGCAUAUUUCCCUUCGUCUCUUAGUUCUCUAGCAAACCUCUCUCUUUGAAAGCGAAACCGUCUCCCAAAACCUCACUCUCAUCAAUCAUCAUGGCCACCCCUGCGUACCGAGACGACCUCCACACCAUACUUUCCGAGCAACGCCGAGAGCUCAUGGCCGCCAAAACCCUAGACUCCGACCUCGACAUCGCCUUCAGUCUCCAAAUGCAGGAAGCCAUGACGGCCUCCCUCUCUCAACAGCCCUCGUCUUCGCGCCCUCCUCCUCCUCCGCCGCUCAUCCACGACGAAUACGACGACGUAUUGGACCUGGCCGUCGCGCUCAUGCUCGAGGACGUCCAGAAAUUCGCGCAGGAAUACGACGACCACGAGCGGUCCCUCUUCGAAAUAAGCCAGGCGAAGGAAGACCUCGACCGUCGGAUUCACGAUCAGAAUUUCGCCGACGAGGUCCGCAACGUCCCGGAGGACUAUUGGAGCAAGUACGGCGAUUACUACGAGAAGCCGUACUGUGGCGACGGCGCUUCUUCGUCGUCGUCGAAACCGGCGGUGGAGACUGAGUGUUUGAGGUUGUAUUGCAAGGGUUUGGUUGGCGAAGAGGUGGUUAGGGAUUCGAAGGUGGUGGUGGCUGGGGCUGGGGUUGCGAUUUGUGACCCUAGAGAUAAUCUGAUAUUCGAGGCGAGGAAGAAUCUGGAGGCGUUUGAUGGUGGUGUGGUGAUGAGCAAUGAGGCUGUGGAGCUUGAGGCUCUCCUUGAAGGGCUCAAUACAGCUCUCACUCUGGACUUGACAAAUGUCACAUUUUUCUGUGAUGGCUACAUGCUUUACCAAUACGUUACAGGCAGAGUGCUUCCUGGGAACUGCAAGAUUGCAACAUUAGUCAAUCAAUUAGGAGUUCUACGAAGAAAAUUUGAAUAUUGCAGCCCUUCUUUUGUGGCACGUAGUGACAUUAAGUUUGCAUUUCAAUUUGCAAGAGAAGCUAUAGUUUCUCAAAUAACCUGGCCUGCAGAAACUAGCAGUGGCAAAUCUUUGAAGGAGACUUGUGUAAUUUGUUUUGAGGACACUGAUGUUGGUCGAAUGUUUUCAAUUGAUGGUUGUCUGCACAGGUAUUGCUUUUCUUGUAUGAAACAGCAUGUAGAAGUUAAGUUGCUUAAUGGGCAGGUGGCACAGUGCCCUCACGAAGGCUGUAAUUCUGAGAUCAAUAUUGACAGUUGCGUACAAUUCCUGGCACCUCAACUAGUUGAGGUUAUGAGCCAAAGAAUCAAGGAAUCUUCUAUUCCUGUCACAGAAAAAGUUUAUUGCCCAAAACCCAGGUGUUCUGCAUUAAUGUCCAAAAAGGAGGUCUUGCAAUAUACAAGCAGCUUUUAUGCGGGUGCUGAACAAUCUGGAGCCAGGAGAUGCAUGAAAUGUCAUUCCUAUUUUUGUAUCAAUUGCAAGGUCCCAUGGCAUUCGGACAUGACAUGCUAUGAUUACAAAAGAUCGCAUCCCUAUCCCCUUGCAGAAGACCAGUUGCUGAAGUCGUUGGCUACAAUGAAACACUGGCGCCAGUGUGUUAAGUGCAAGAAUAUGGUUGAACUCGCAGAAGGUUGUUACCACAUUACUUGCAGAUGUGGAUAUGAGUUCUGCUAUACUUGCGGAGCUGAAUGGAAGGACAAGAAACCAACAUGUUCCUGCCCAAUCUGGGAUGUGCGCAACAUCAUACGCGAACAGCCACGACAAGUCCGGCCCAUUAUACUUGAGCAACCACGCCAAGUUCCCCAACAACUGCGGCAGCCCAUUAUGCCACGGCAGGUGCAGCCUAUCAGACUUGAACACCAACGACAAGGCCAGCCCAUUAGACAUGAACAACCACAAAGGUUUCAAGUGCAGCAGCCCAUUAUGCCACAACAAGUACAGCAUGUCAUACAUGAACAGCCACGACAAGGACAACCUGGACGUGAGCCACCUCAACAACUGCAGCCCAAUAUAUAUCAGCAGCACCGACGUGGACAGCCUGUUGUACAUGAACAGCCACGACAGGCACAGCCCAUUAGACGUGAACAGCCACGACAGGUACGGCAACAACAGAAUUAUGACUACAAUGAACAGCCACGACAGGUACGGCGACAAGAUGAUUACAACUACUAUGGCUAGUGUAUCAGAUUAAAAGCGGUUUAGGCUAAAUAUCCUUGUGCAGUCUCCUUUUCAUUGGUUUUUUUCAUAAUGGUUAGUGCUAGAGCAGUGGGAAUGACUGAAGAUGAGACAAUAUAAUUUGGCACAUUGUGUUUUUCUGAGUCUUUUA